This is a messenger RNA of Dufourea novaeangliae, 1014 nucleotides long. RefSeq names its product homeobox protein MSH-D. The transcript has 4 exons. Bases 1 to 1014 code for a protein of 337 amino acids. Gene Ontology annotation, biological process: regulation of DNA-templated transcription. The record is from RefSeq and is a predicted model, not a curated record. Lineage: Eukaryota; Metazoa; Arthropoda; Insecta; Hymenoptera; Halictidae. Gene Ontology annotation, molecular function: DNA binding; DNA-binding transcription factor activity, RNA polymerase II-specific.
AUGACAUUGUCGGCAAUGGAGCCGUAUCAAAAUCAUAACAAGGUGACUGAUGAGAUCUGUGAUCUCCGGCGGAUACAUAUGCAACAGAAUAGUGAUAAAAUCGAUGUUAUCGACGACACGUACGAACAGACGAAAGAAGAUCGCGAACGAUUCCUUAACUUUGCGAAUAGUCACCACGAUACAUUGGAGUACGCAUCCGAUUCUAGUAAUGAGAGUUAUAAGGAGUCGCACAGGAAACAAGUCGAACGAAAAAAUUCAUUACCGAUUACCGUGUCUAGUGCGUUCACAAUUGACAAUAUUCUUGGGAGGCACGAUGAAAGAGAUACGGAAGUGUCAUCCAGCUUAAAUAAUUCUCACGACAGGGAUGAGGAGCAGGACGAAAGGGACGAGAAAAUGGAAGAAAGGCAGUUUAUAAUGCCAACUGCAAUACCGGCUACGCAUUCAGAUAUGGGAAUCGGACUAUACACACCGACAGGAUUAUCGUAUUCCGAAGUCACAUUUUCCGACCCAUCUGGAUAUUCAGCAACAUCUUUUGCUUCUGCGUCUCUUUUGUACAACAGUUGGUUCGCUCAAACGAAACCUGGUCAAUUAUUCGGUUUGCAAGCGCCCAAACCAAGCGGAAGACGGUCCAGAAAGCCGGGAAUCGAUCGAAAGCCUCGUCAAGCUUAUAGCGCAAAACAAUUGGAAAGGCUUGAAGCAGAAUUUAAGAUCGACAAAUACUUAAGCGUGAGCAAACGAAUGGAACUAUCGAAAUCAUUGAAUCUGACGGAAGUGCAGAUAAAAACGUGGUUCCAGAAUCGGCGUACCAAGUGGAAGAAGCAACUUACCUCCAGAUUGAAGAUCGCUCAGAGGCAAGGACUUUUUCCACCCCCGUAUUUCCCUCCAACGCAGUACCCUCUGUUGCCAUACUACACUACACCACUCGUGUUUGGGAAUCCAACAUCAGAUGACGCUAAUGUGAACGUGGCAACAAUACCGUCACGACCUGCGGUAUCGUCUCCAGAUACCGCCUGA